AUGAUCAGCUUGUAUUUAAGGACUGUGCGUUCUUUGUUGUUGCUUUGCCUCUUUGAAUGGAUACUUUUGGAUGGCUGCUUGAGUUUGCAGAGGGUGUCGAGAGAUCACACUUGGAGAAGCAGCAGCUUGAUGUCUCCUGGGGUCCGGGCUGCUGCAGGAAGCAUGGAGGUGGAAGCUGCAGUGACACAACGUUCGGCUCUGCGCUUUAGAAGGGGGGCUUCAUCAGCCAAUCUAUCCAGCUAUAAUAGCCAGGAUGGUGUAUUAUCAAGUGGGUCUCUGUGCCCCUACAAAGUUAUCAGCGAGGAACAGAGCAGCCAUAGAAGGGUCUGUUUCAGGACCCUGGACAGGGAUUUCUUUUGUGACCAAAGAAACUGCAAGGAGUUCAGAUCAGGGAGGUCUUUGUUGGCCAACGUCUUGAGAAACAACAGUGUACUCCUGCAAUGGCAACCCCCUGAUCCUGAUGCUCUUAAAGGAUUUUAUAUGAACUGCUCUUGGAAUGGCACUUUCACUCGCUUCCAGUGUGACAGUAUUCAGCUUGGAAUCAGUUGCAGAGACUACCUCUUAACCAAUGUCCAUGACAAUGUCAAGUACAGGAUUUGUCUCCAAACACUUUACACCAACAGGACAUCAAUAGAAGAGUGUGUGGAAUUUACAGUGGAACCUGUGGGCAUGCAGGAUAUAGUAAUUGCAAUGACAGCAGUAGGGGGGUCUAUAUGUGUGAUGCUCGUUAUAAUAUGUUUAUUGGUAGCUUAUAUCACUGAGAAUCUUAUGCAUCCCACCUUUAGCCAUCCGUCCUGUAAAAGGGGGCCCUAAUGCAAACCCUAAUGCAUUUAGACCUAUCUAGCUAUCUGAUGAAACAGUAAGUGCUGUGUGUGUGUUGCUCAAAUUAGAAUAAGUUAGAGUUGUGGACAACCUGUCUGAUAAAACACAAAUGGGGUGCUACCCUGGAUUGAUUUAUUUUAUUGAUUUCAUAAUAUAAUGUGAUUAAAGACCAGAAUAGUUAAGCAGAAUGUACUGUAUGCUCCCACCUGCAUAGCAGCUCAUUGUAGAGGUGAAAUAUGACUGUGUUGUAAAUGGGGAAAUGUAGCAGUUAUUACCCUUGCCUAAUUAGCUCCUGUUUAACAAGAUUCAAAAAGGAAAA
This is a messenger RNA of Spea bombifrons (plains spadefoot toad), 1141 nucleotides long. It is a transcript of the gene FNDC10, whose product is annotated as fibronectin type III domain containing 10. Bases 1 to 813 code for a protein of 270 amino acids. NCBI's taxonomy places the organism in Eukaryota, Metazoa, Chordata, Amphibia, Anura, Pelobatidae. The record is from RefSeq and is a predicted model, not a curated record. The transcript has a single exon. Gene Ontology annotation, molecular function: protein binding.